This is a messenger RNA of Lactuca saligna, 333 nucleotides long. The record is from the annotation of a GenBank genome assembly. Lineage: Eukaryota; Viridiplantae; Streptophyta; Magnoliopsida; Asterales; Asteraceae.
AUGGUCCCACCUACAUCAUCUUUUCCCCCUAAACCUACACUCACCCUCACCCGUAGUUCUCUUGAUCGUCCCUCUCCUUCCUCUCGCAGGAAACCCCUACACACAAAACUCCAACGACAUCCAAUGCCUUUCCACUUGCCACCAUCACAUUCGUUCAUGGAGCCGGACGACGAAGGUCUAAUUACAUGGAAGAUAGACGCCAAUGGAGGGUCAUCGGAGAAGACCACCGACGUUGAAUGCCGCGUCAAUCACCUUUUCGUUACUUCUACUGUAACUGCUUCAAACGUUGUUGUCGCUGUUUCUGCUGUUUCUACUCUUACCCUUAAGCUUUAA